AUGGUGGCCAUUGUGGAAGACGUCGACGACGACGUGUGUCCCGACGUCGAGGUGACGGGCUCGUCGGCGAGUGCAGGAUCUAAGCGGCCUCUGGCCGCUGCCCCGCGCAACACGGCCAACGUUUGCAUUGACGACGAUAUCGAGGAGGACGUGUGCAUCCAGCCGACCAAAGCCAAAAGAGCUCGGUCUGCGAAAGGCACUGCUGUCACUGUCGUGGAAUCCGAUUCUGACAGCUCCAGCUCAGGCUCUUCUCGCAGCCGUACCCUGAAGCGUCGGGGCGGUGCUGCCGCCGCUGCCGCGCUGCUUUCGCAGUCCACGCCCUUGGAUGUGGACGAGGCUUCCCGGCUUGUUUCGCGCACGCUGACGCUCCCGACGAGCUUUGCCGGGCCCUUGCAGCACGAGGGCGGCCUCGUGGUUGUCAUGGCCGAAACUGGUGCCAAUAUCAGUGUUCAGCAGGGGGCAUCUGCCACAGACACGGCUGUCUCUGUGGAAGGCACCAGCGAAGCUGUUGGCAAAGCUGCCGCGCAGAUCCAGCAGUUGUAUGAUGAGUUCGCCGAGGCCGAGCGGAAGGCGAAGCUACAAGCCGACUGCGAACACAUGGACCAGGUGGAAAUCCCGCAGAAGCUUUUGAGCGCGGCCGUGGGCCCCAACGGCUCCGACUUGCCAAAGGUGCGAGAUCGUUGUGGCGGCGUGAUGAUCGCGCUGAUGCCACCCUCUGCGGGAGGCCACCUGACGGCCUUCAUCGGUCCGGGGACGGCGGAGCAGGUCCAACAGGCAAAGGAAGAACUCCUGGGCCGUGUUCAGCGAGCGGAGGCUGGAGAGGUCCCUGCACAGGAGCCGGCACCCAGGCCGAAGCUCGCAGACGAGUUCGAGGCUCUAAUGGCAGAUGUGGAUGGCAAGUGA
This is a messenger RNA of Symbiodinium natans, 903 nucleotides long. The record is from the annotation of a GenBank genome assembly. NCBI's taxonomy places the organism in Eukaryota, Dinophyceae, Suessiales, Symbiodiniaceae.